AUGCAUGUUUUGCAGAAGGCAAAUCCAGAAUACGGUAUUUUUUUGAUAUCCGAAUUCGAUUUCUCUAAACGAAUCAAUCAUCGGAGUUCCGUUUUGCCCUAUCUCCCUCCCUAUAGUCCCCAAAACCGGCCCAACAAGCCUCCACGUCGCCCAUUUUUUGCAACCCGCCCUCGCAAUACACCGUACCUACGCUGGAAACGGAUCUCCUGGCCUCUCCUCCGAUACCGUGCGCGUUCCAGAGCGAAAGCCGGAGACGCGGAUCUUCCCAGUUCAGAUAACCAAAGUAUGGCCGAAUCAAUCGAUUUGGACGGCAACCAAAACCUCCAGGAGGCCUCGGUCGCUCUUCACAAUCCACGAGCCAGGAGGUUGAGAUCGCUUGUAUGGAAAGAUUUCACCAAGAAGCAAAAGGCGGACGGAAAUUACGAAGCGAUAUGCAACCACUGUGGCAAGAAGUUCACAGCUAAUAGCCGAAGCGGUACUACCCACCUGAGGAACCACCUCAACUUCUGCUUGAGCACCCGGCGAACUGAUGGGCGGAGGCGGGGCAAGAAGCAAUUCGUGGCAUUGAGAUCCACCACAAUUAACAAUGAUGAUAAAGAAGGACUCGGGGGAUCUCAGUUUGACCAGGAGGUAAGCAGGCAGGAUCUUUCUCGGAUGAUUAUUUUGCAUCACUAUCCUCUAGACAUUGUCAAACACGUUGGUUUCCAAAAUUUCGUCAGAAAUCUUCAGCCUCGGUUUAAGCUAAUGUCAGAAGAGAUGAUUAUCGAUGAUUGUUUAAAGAUUUAUGAGAAUGGGAGGAGCAAGCUUUCUGAGAUACUGGAGAUGCUUCCAUGCCGAGUUAGUCUCACUAUUGAUAGGUGGGGAUCAAACUAUGGAGUGGGCCAUUUGUGCUUGACUUGCCACUUUAUUGACAAUGAUUGGAAGCUUCAGAGAAAGAUACUCAACCUUCUGCAUUUCGGGGCUCCGCCUACUGCUGAAGAUAUCUGUGAAGGAAUCAUAGAGAAGCUGCAUGAUUGGAAGAUCAGCAGAAAGGUGUCUUAUAUGUGUCUGGAUCGAUGUGAGAUUGAUCAAGUUGCAGCUGAUAAUCUUCUUCUUAAGUUUCUUCGUUCUAUGGAUUCUCUCCAUCUUAACGGUGACCUGUUUCAUUUUCAUGGUUUGGCGCAUGCAUUGGAUGUUGUUGUCCGGGAUUCUAUUGGGCAACUACUCGAGAUAUGUGACCGAGUGCGAAGUUGUGUGAUUUUUGUGCAGUCUUCACAUGAAAAAUUAAAAAGAUUUCAAAAUGCUGCCAUACUAACUGAUGCUCCUAAAACAACUUUAGUUCUUGAUGACAGUUCUAAUUGGAGAUCGACCUAUCUGAUGAUUGCAACUGUUUAUGAAUUGCGUAAUGCUUUAAAAAACUUAGCAGAGUAUGAUUCGGAUUUCUCAUUUCCAUUGUCCGAUGUAGAGUGGGAUGAUGUCAAAUCUGUUAAAGAAUGUCUGGAAACAUUUGAUCACAUGAUAAGAAAGUUUUCAGCGAUUAGAAUACCUACAGCAAAUCUUUAUUUCAUUGAUAUUUGUGGCAUUCUUCUACUGUUGAAAUCUUGGUCUUCCUGUUCUGUUCUUAUAAUUUCGAAACUUGCUUCUCAAAUGCUCAAGAGUUUUGAACCGUACUGGGAUGCAAAUAUCAUGAUUUUGGCAAUAGCAUCAAUUUUGGACCCUCGUUACAAGAUGAGAUCAGUAGAAUAUUUCUUCAAAAAUAUCUACAUAGGAGAUUUUGAAGCAAAAAUUAAGGUAGAGGGCAUUUUCAGUUGUUUGAGAGAUCUGUACAGUGAAUAUGUUGUUCAUUCGGCUAAGAGUAGAAAUGGUCAGGCUCUUCUAUGCUAUACUAGUGGUAAUAGUGGCUGCCCCGGCUUAGAACGUGGAGCAAUUGGAUGCUCUCAGUCCUUUUCUUCUCAUUUUACGCUCUCUGAUACACGGAGGGGACUCGAUCAAUAUCUUCAGCAGACCAUGUCAAGUCAGUCAAUAAAAUCAGACUUUGACUUGUAUUUGGAGGAGGCUGUAUACAUAUAUAAAGAUGGUCCAGAUGAUAGCUUUAAUGUGCUAACUUGGUGGAUGCUCAACGCGGCAAAAUUCCCGAUCCUUUCAUUGGUUGCUCGCGAUAUACUUUCUAUUCCUUUGGGAAAUGUUACAAAAAGAAUUGAGGAUAGACCUCUAAGUCUAUAUUUGAGAUCCUUUGAUCCAGUUUCUUUGCAAAGCAUGGUUUGUGCUCAAGAUUGGUUGAGAGAUGAAAUGGAAGUUUGUUUUUGCAGCCAACGUGGAGUAAGGUGAAAGGAUUGACAACUAAUAUCAUUUUUAAGCUUCUGAUUUUUGGUGCAUGGAG
This is a messenger RNA of Phalaenopsis equestris, 2359 nucleotides long. RefSeq names its product zinc finger BED domain-containing protein RICESLEEPER 2-like. NCBI's taxonomy places the organism in Eukaryota, Viridiplantae, Streptophyta, Magnoliopsida, Asparagales, Orchidaceae. The record is from RefSeq and is a predicted model, not a curated record. The coding region runs from base 1 to 2307 and encodes 768 amino acids. The transcript is spliced from 3 exons. Gene Ontology annotation, molecular function: protein dimerization activity; DNA binding.